Messenger RNA from Lytechinus variegatus (green sea urchin), 1818 nucleotides. It is a transcript of the gene trmt13, whose product is annotated as tRNA:m(4)X modification enzyme TRM13 homolog. Gene Ontology annotation, biological process: tRNA methylation. Bases 62 to 1708 code for a protein of 548 amino acids. The record is from RefSeq and is a predicted model, not a curated record. The transcript has 10 exons. NCBI's taxonomy places the organism in Eukaryota, Metazoa, Echinodermata, Echinoidea, Temnopleuroida, Toxopneustidae.
CGGCGCCAUCAACGUUGAUGUACCAUACAGUUUGUUAGAAUCUACCAUCUGAGCUGGCAGAAUGGACGAGAAACUCCAAUGUAAUUUCUUUGUGAAGAAGAGAAAAAGGCUUUGCAGACUUAUCCCAGGCAAAGGAAAAAGAUACUGUGGAGAGCACAUGCAUCUAGAAUUCAGCGGAAAUCAGAAUGGAGUUGAUCAGCCCAAUACUACAGAGCGAAUACCAUGUCCCUAUGACCCUCACCAUACUGUUGCAGUGAAACAACUUGCCAAACAUGUCAAAGUAUGCAACUCAAGACCCAAAGAACAACCAAUCUAUUACGAGAAAGGCAUCAAUGCUGGAUCUACUGAAUAUGAUCAGGAUUUACAAACAAUGCGUCUGGCUGAUUUUUCUCUCAGUGAGCUUCAAAAAAUCAUAUCGAAAGUGGAGUCUGUGUUUGCAGAUCAUGUUGGUGAUAUAGAGACUGAGAUCCUCCAUCAUGAUUCAUUGAAAGCUGAUCUAGAGAACCCAGACAACGGAGUAUCGGCCAGGAAACACCUUCUUCAGCUAGACUCACUCCUGGGCCACAUGGAAAGAUUGAAUCUUCUUCAGCCGAAGACAUGCUAUGUGGAGUUUGGAGCUGGUCGAGGUAGACUGUCACAACAAAUCCAGCAAGCCAUGAGUGACUUGGACCAAACUAGUUUUCUACUUAUUGACAGGGCUUCGGUCAGACACAAGAGAGACUCACUGUACAAGGGGGAAAGUGGAGGACACCAAUAUGAACGCAUCAAUAUGGAUAUAGAGAACCUUGUCUUGGGGCAAGUACCAACUGUGUGUAGCCAUAAAGAGAGACCAGUGGUGGCCUACACAAAACAUCUCUGCGGUGUAGCUACAGAUCUAGCUUUGAGAUGCCUUAUGGAAACCCGAUCAGAGCGCAAACAAAAUACCCAAGCCAAAAUGAACCGAUUCACAGACAAAGACAUUUCCAAGCUCUCAGAAAAUAUCACUCAACAGACUCCUUCCGGUGCUGUUAAGUCCAGUAAUAAUGAAAGUAGUGAUAGUAGCCUUGUCCUGAGUGAGAAGGAAACGACUGAUGCACAAUCCAUCAAUGGACAAAACACUUCUCUAAGUGAUCCUGGACAAACGGCAGAUGAAAACUCGGGUGGAAAUCGCAAGGUUCUGGAAGCAGAAGUAGGAGAUCAAAGCAUAGUGCUUCCAUUCGUGAGGGGGGUCGUCAUGGCACUGUGCUGUCACCAUCGUUGUUCAUGGAGAACUCAUAUUGGGAAGCAGUUCUUUCGGGAAGUUGGUAUCACAGAGAGGGACUUCAUGGCUCUGGUAAGGAUGAGCAGCUGGGCCACAUGUGGAAGCAGACUUGCUAAGGAAGAGAAAGCGGAUGAGGUUAGGAGGGACGGAGGGAAGGUUGCAAGUGAAGAUGGAACGAUGGAAACUCCAGCAGGAUCUGAAACUGUAGAAGAACUGGACAGGAUUAAAAGGAAAGAGAGGAUAGGAGAGGCUUCCGACAUUCCAGCAGAGCAAGAGUCCAUCGUGAGUUCUCUGGGCCUGUCUGUUCCAGAACGUGAAGAGAUUGGCUUCAAAUGCAAGCGUAUCUUAGAUAUGGCAAGACUGUCCUAUCUGAAGGCCCUAGGAUUGGACGCUAAACUGGUAUACUAUGUAGAGAGAAAUAUAUCCCCAGAGAAUGCUGUACUUAUUGCCAUGCCAUCACAUCUAUGAUUGUUGUUGUUUUCUCCUUUGUGCUUUUUACAUUUUGUUUUUAAUGCAAUGUAUUUCUUAAUUGAUGAUAAUAGCAAUGAUGUUAGUUCAUGUUGUUAUCGUAAUAUCAA